GCCGGAUCCCAGCGGGGCGGGCGGGGCGGACAGCGCCGAGGGGAUCCCGGCGCGGCCGAGGGCCCCGGACUCGGCUCCGCCAGGCGACAUGGACCGGAUGGCCAGCUCCAUGAAGCAGGUGCCCAAUCCCCUUCCCAAAGUGCUGAGCCGGCGCGGCGUCGGCGCGGGGAUGGAGGCGGCGGAGCGCGAGAGCUUUGAGCGGACUCAGACUGUCAGCAUCAAUAAGGCCAUUAAUACGCAGGAAGUGGCUGUAAAGGAAAAACACGCCAGAACUUGCAUACUGGGCACCCACCAUGAGAAAGGGGCGCAGACCUUCUGGUCUGUCGUCAACCGGCUGCCCCUGUCCAGCAACGCCGUGCUCUGCUGGAAGUUCUGCCACGUGUUCCACAAACUCCUCCGAGAUGGACAUGCAAACGUCCUGAAGGACUCUCUGAGAUACAAAAACGAAUUGAGUGACAUGAGCAGGAUGUGGGGCCACCUGAGCGAGGGGUACGGGCAGCUCUGCAGCGUCUACCUCAAACUGCUGAGAACGAAGAUGGAGUACCACACCAAAAAUCCCAGGUUUCCGGGCAACCUCCAGAUGAGUGACCGGCAGCUGGACGACGCUGGAGAGAGUGAUGUUAACAACUUUUUUCAGCUAACGGUGGAGAUGUUCGACUACCUGGAGUGCGAACUUAACCUCUUCCAAACUGUGUUCAACUCCCUGGACAUGUCCCGCUCUGUGUCGGUGACAACAGCUGGGCAGUGCCGCCUUGCCCCACUGAUCCAGGUCAUCUUGGACUGCAGUCACCUCUAUGAUUACACUGUCAAGCUUCUCUUCAAACUCCACUCCUGUCUCCCAGCUGAUACCCUGCAAGGCCACCGGGACCGUUUCAUGGAGCAGUUCACAAAGUUGAAAGAUCUGUUCUACCGCUCCAGCAACCUUCAGUACUUCAAGCGGCUCAUUCAGAUCCCUCAGCUGCCCGAGAACCCACCCAACUUCCUCCGGGCCUCUGCCCUGUCAGAACACAUCAGCCCCGUGGUGGUGAUCCCAGCCGAGGCCUCGUCCCCUGACAGCGAGCCAGUCUCGGAGAAGGAUGACCUCAUGGACAUGGAUGCCUCCCAGCAGAAUUUGUUUGACAACAAGUUUGAUGACAUCUUUGGCAGCUCAUUCAGCAGUGACCCCUUCAAUUUCAACAGUCAGAACGGUGUGAACAAGGAUGAGAAGGAUCACUUAAUUGAUCAAUUGUACAAAGAGAUCAGUGGGCUGAAGGCACAGCUGGAAAACAUGAAGACUGAGAGCCAGCGAGCUGUCCUGCAGCUGAAGGGCCGCAUUAGUGAGCUGGAGGCCGAGUUGGCCGAGCAGCAGCACCUGCGGCAACAGGCGGCUGAUGAGAGCGAGUUCCUCCGGGCCGAGCUGGAUGAGCUCAAGAAGAAACGAGAAGACACGGAGAAGGCACAGCGGAGCCUGACAGAGAUAGAAAGGAAAGCCCAGGCCAAUGAGCAGCGGUACAGCAAGCUCAAGGAGAAGUACAGUGAGCUGGUGCAGAACCACGCGGACCUGCUGCGGAAGAAUGCAGAAGUGACUAAACAGGUGUCUGUGGCCAGACAAGCCCAAGCAGAUUUGGAACGAGAGAAAAAAGAGCUAGAGGAUUCCUACCAGCGCAUAAGUGAGCAGGCCCAGCGGAAGACUCAAGAGCAGACGGAAGUACUAGAGAAUUUGAAGCAAGAACUUGCCACCAGCAAGCAGGAGCUCCAGAUUGCCCAGGGCAGCCUGGAAACCUGUGCCCAGGCAGAAGAAAAAUGGGUGACUCGGAUUGCUGAACUGGAGAAGGAGCGGGACAGCCUGGUGACUGCCAUGGCUCGUCGAGAAGAGGAAGUCUCUACUCUUCAGGAACAGCUGGAACACACCCAGAGCAAACUGUCCAGUGCACAGGAAUCUAUGUGCCAGCUCGCAAAGGACCAACGAAAAAUGCUUCUGGCAGAGUCAAGGAAGGCUGCGGAGAAGGUGAUACAAGAGGCCCUGAGGCAGCUUGAGGAGCCCACUCUCAUCAGCUGCCCUGGAUCUGCAGAUCACCUUCUUUCCACGGUCAAGUAUGUUUCCAACUGUAUUGAGCAACUGGAAAAAUGCUGGAGCCAGUAUCUGGCCUGCCCAGACGGUAUCAGUGGGCUCCUGCACUCAGUAACCCUCCUCGCCCGCUUGACCAGUGAUACCAUUGUUCACGGUGGCACCACCUGCCUUAGAGCCCCACCAGAGGCUGCCGAUGCACUGACCGAGGCCUGUAAGCAGUAUGGCAAGGAGACCCUCAUCUAUCUGGCUUUCCUGGAGGGAGAAGGAACCCUUGAGAAUGUCAACAGCACAGCUAUGAAGAGCUGCCUCAGCAAGAUCAUGGCCAUCGGCGAGGAACUCCUGCCCAGGGGUCUGGACAUCAAACAGGAAGAACUAGGAGACCUGGUGGACAAGGAGAUGGCUGCUACUUCAGCCGCCAUUGAAACUGCUACAGCCAGAAUAGAGGAAAUGCUCAGCAAAUCUCGAGCAGGAGACACAGGAGUCAAAUUGGAGGUGAAUGAAAGGAUUCUUGGAUCUUGUACCAGUCUAAUGCAAGCUAUUCAGGUCCUGAUUGUAGCCUCAAAGGACCUCCAGAGAGAGAUCGUGGAAAGCGGCCGGGGCACAGCAUCCCCUAAAGAGUUUUAUGCCAAGAAUUCUCGAUGGACAGAAGGACUCAUCUCAGCCUCCAAAGCUGUGGGCUGGGGAGCCACUGUCAUGGUUGAUGCAGCCGAUCUGGUGGUACAAGGCAGAGGGAAGUUCGAGGAGCUGAUGGUGUGUUCCCAUGAAAUCGCUGCUAGCACAGCCCAGCUCGUGGCUGCAUCCAAGGUGAAAGCUGACAAGGACAGCCCAAACCUGGCCCAGCUGCAGCACGCCUCCCGCGGGGUGAGCCAGGCCACUGCUGCAGUCGUGGCCUCGACCAUUUCUGGCAAAUCACAGAUUGAGGAAACAGACAACAUGGACUUCUCCAGUAUGACGCUGACCCAGAUCAAACGCCAGGAGAUGGACUCCCAGGUUAGGGUUCUGGAACUAGAAAAUGAACUGCAGAAGGAGCGUCAGAAACUGGGAGAGCUUCGAAAAAAGCACUACGAGCUGGCCGGCGUUGCGGAGGGCUGGGAAGAAGGAACAGAAGCAUCUCCACCUGCACUGCAAGAAGCAGUAACCGAAAAAGAAUAGAGCCGCACCGACACCCCACACGUCACAGUGUAAAUCUCGAUUGGCCCUUUUGUGUGCGUUAUUCCCCACCACAGACUGAACCCCUGGAGUUGCAGCGGUGGCCACACCACUCCCAUUGUCCAGUGCUCAGGACCUGCAUGGCCUUCCAAAGACUCCCUCCACAGUGAUGCCCUUUGUGUCAGAACCCGUGAUCUGUGUUCUUUCCCCACCUCCCUGGUAUCCAGAGAGGAUGGGAAUAGGGCCACCCCCACAGAGAAGACUUCCCUCCCAGUCCUUCCUGUGGUUUUAGCCUUAAACAAUUGGUGUCCUUGUCCUAGGGGCUGUGGUGGCUGUGGUGGCUGUGGUUGAGGGCCUGCGGAGGGAAGGUCUUAUGCAUUUUCUUUUCUCUUUUCUUCUCAGUCUUUUCAGUUUCAUCACUUGCACAAACUUGUGAGCAUCAGAGGGCUGGUGGAUUCCAAAGCAGGACACUACCCUGGGUCUGUGCAGAGUCAGAAGGACAGGAGGAGUGUCCUGGCUGAGAAUGCCAAGGCAGCACUCCCCCUCUUUUUGGCAGUUCCAUGGAUUCCCACUUGCUGCUUAUGGUGAUUGGUUGGGUUUGGGGUUUUCUUUUUUCAAGUUUCGCUCACAUAGCCAACUCUCCCAAAGGGAACACCCCUGAGGCUCUGAGCUCCCAGGAGCCCCUGACCACAGCAGUUAACAGCAACGGUGCUGCUCAGGCUCUACCUUGGUGCUCCCAUCAGCCUCCAUGCUGAGUAUCCUGCUGAGUGUGGGUCAGCUGAGGCCACUCCCCAGGGUCGGGCGGAGCUGCUGAGCCACAGCUUUCCUCCAAAGGCAGAAGUGGAGGGAGUGCCUUUCCUUCCCAAAGCUGGAGCCCAGCUGAAAGCCUCUGCCCACCUUCACAAAUGAAAAGGCCACAGAAAGAGGGAAAGGAGGGGUACACACAGCCCAGGUCUUCAGGAGACGCCUUUCUUGGGAACUCCUUGUGACCAGGCUGGAAAACCUUAUCCCAUGCUUGAAUGGAGCUGGUGAGAUAGCCACACCUCUUUCCCCAGAAUGAAUUUUCCUUGGCACCUCCCUUCAGACCCAGGCAGGGCCCCAAGAGGGAGUUUGUGAGGGGUUUUCAAUUCCUUUCUCCAAAUGUCUGCCUGCCUUUGGUAUCCUCUUGAAUCUGAAGAAGCUAGUUCCAUGUUCUACCUAAUGACCAACCCAGAAGAUCAGGCAAACUUUCUCCCAGUAGGAAAGAACCCUGUGCUUGGCUAGGUUCCUUUAAUAUUUAUUACUAACCUCCAUUAAGCAGCAGCAGCAGCAGCCUACAAAAAGACGCUUGGAGCAAUCAGGAUUUCCGGUGUGACUAUAACAAGGCUUGCAUUGCUGCCCUGUACAUCAGUCUUCAAGAAUCGGAAACAAGGCCAAGAUGCCAUCCCAGUUUGUCACCGGUUUGGAUCAUGAAGCAAGCAAGGCUCCUCAGAGUUUCUGGGGCAGGGAAAACAAAAGGGGGAGCGUGGCUCCGUUCCAUUCUAGCCACAUGUCCCAGGCCCUCACUGCCCUGUGGACAGGAUGAGGGUAUGUCAAUACCCUUAUAGAGACGGGCAGCCCGGCAGCACUCCUCCACCUCCAGAUGGACCCCAGCAUUCAAGUGACCUUUCGAUCUUGGACAAACAAUGUCUUCCUUAUCUGUAGCAACUCAUAGGUAGCAGCCAACAAGCACUUCCCAGGACCUGUCCCGAAGGAACAUUGUACAUGUGGCUUGUGACAGGUUGUGAGACUCCUAUUUGAUCACUGUGAAUCAACCCCCUCCCUCCUCCCUAAACAUCCCCCAGACUCUGUCUCUGCGUUCUCUAAGUAGGGCGCUCAAAAAACUGUCUCCCUGUAGCUCAGAUGAUGAGACUCAGAUGUGUGAUCUCCACUGCAGGCUAAAGAGGGUUCAGUAGAAACAGGGUGCUCACGUUUAGCGCUUCUUCGUGCUCAGCGUUUUCCCAUCCGACGCUCAGGAGUGGUGUGCGGCAUCCCGGGCCCACUUGUGCCAAUUAAGCCAAUCAGUGUAGAUCAGUAUUUCCAAAGGUGGUUAGUCCUCAUUUUCAGAAUCUCAUCCGUUCAAACAGUUGGGGUCACCAGUUGGGGGGAAAGUCUAGAAGUAUACUGGGCCAGAUUAGGACUGAAAAUCACUCCCUCUUGAAAAGAAGCCACAAUAAUUUAAAAAAUCUUCAUGGGUUUAGCCAGUAAUGAAGCCAUGAAGAAAGCACUUGAAAUGGAGCACAGGCUCCAUCAGUCUUGUGUGAGGCAGUACCUGUCACGUAAUUCCGUCCACCGUUGCUCAGGUUCAAAGCUAGCCCAUUCUCUAGCCAGAAUCAAAUCGCCCUGUCUUGGCUCUUCUAAGAAUGAGUGUGAUACACCUUGAUGAAAACAAAUCAUAUCCUGAGGCUAAAAGUGAACCUCACAGCCUUUUAAAUUAGUCACCGAGCGUCAUCAGAGACUGGAGUCUCAUGGGUCAGUGUAAAUGGGUCAUGAGAGGACAGCAGCAAAAGGCUGGCUUGAGAUUGGCCAGAGGCUGAAAGGCAGCCACAUCUGUUGUUUAAUUUUGUAAUAUGGUGCUCUAAUACUCUAGAAUAAGGAUGUGUGUGUACAUAAUAAGGAAAAAAAAAGACCUUUUGUGGGGUUAUUUUAUAUCUGGACAAGGAGUUUAAAUUAGACUAUAGUUGAGAUUGGUCCCUAGGAUCCCACCUAAAUAUGAGUCCCUAUCGCUGUGGCCAGAAUUCAAAACAUUGCCCAGGGCAUUCUUUCUUGGAAGUGUUUGAGCUGUUGCAUCAGACGCCAAGUACCACAGGGUCACAGGUGCAUGUUUUUGGGUCGGGUUGCUAUGCUUGGACUCCGGGAGCUGGCCCUGAGUUUGCACCCAGGAAGUGCUCACUUGUUGCCAGCUCCUCAGUCUAGAGCAGCAGUUUCUCAGCCGGCAUGCCGUAAGAAUUUUUAAAAUGGGCAAUACCUGACUAGCCCUCUUUUCCCUUAGAUUGUCAUAUUAAAAAAUGACAACAGCCAACACAGCAAUAGCUGACUGGUGUGGAUGCCCUCACUUGAACCAUAAAUAGGGUUGCAUCUUAUUGGUCACAUCGCAUAAUGUUGCAUCUUCAGUUCUUGGUACCAGAAAUCCUUAUACACAAGUCUGGCACUGCAUCUGAUUUUCUAAAGUCACUUUGGAGCAAAAAGAGUAGGUAAUUACUUUUCAGGGGGGUGGGGAUAAAUCAAAAUUAUACCUAUUUUUUGUCAGAUGAGCAAAAAAUAUAUUUUUUGGUGUGUUGCAGAAUUUUAGUAGCUUAUGUGUGCCACGAGAUGAAAAAGGUUGAAAAUCACUGGUCUAGAGGGGUCCUCUGGCUCCACUUACCCUGGUCUUGAAUUACUUGUAAAGUUCUUGCCACCUUCUGCCACCUUUCCAAACCUCUGAAAUCCCUCUUGCCAACGGAAGCCUUCAGUGCUGGCAUUGGCCUGCGACCAGAUCAGCGUUGCCCUCUCCCCACACCGUCUGCCGGAGACCGCACUGCCUGCCAUAUAGACCACCACCACCACAGGCCUGCGGGCCCUCGGCUCAAGUCCAUGGUCUCCCGGGUGCAGACCAAAUAAGGAUCAGCAACCCACAGUGGUGGCCCAGCCUUUCACCCCAGGAGCCAAAGCAACAUGAAACCAUUGGUUAGAUGCCAUUGGGUUCGAUUCUGAGAGUAGAUCAUUUCCAGACAGAUCUUUCAGGUGACCCUCAACUACCUCAGGUUUGAAGGCCCUAAAUUAAGCUGAUUAUUCAUAGGGACAAACCGAGGGGGUUCAGGUAAAUCUUGGUGAUAACACAAUUGUCUCUAACUUUUAACUCUUUCACACUUAGGUUUGCAGGGAUGGGGUUGGGUUUGUUUUUCUUUUCUGUUUUUAACCUUUCCCCCAGUUUUCCAUUAGAAUAGUUCUUAUAAAUGAAUUUCAUUUUUCACGGAGUGCCUACCUUCCCAGGGCAGGUAGCCACUGGCUUUUGUUCCCUUCCAACGAUACUUUUAUUAUGGUAUUAAGACCUUUCUUUGUACAAAACGUUGCAUCUGUGUUUUCAAUUUUUCAAAUAAAUAUUUCAACCUGGCGAUGGA
Messenger RNA from Artibeus jamaicensis (Jamaican fruit-eating bat), 7317 nucleotides. RefSeq names its product huntingtin interacting protein 1 (gene HIP1). Gene Ontology annotation, molecular function: clathrin light chain binding; clathrin-cargo adaptor activity; phosphatidylinositol-3,4-bisphosphate binding. Gene Ontology annotation, cellular component: actin cortical patch; extrinsic component of postsynaptic membrane; clathrin-coated vesicle. The coding region runs from base 89 to 3202 and encodes 1037 amino acids. Lineage: Eukaryota; Metazoa; Chordata; Mammalia; Chiroptera; Phyllostomidae. The record is from RefSeq and is a predicted model, not a curated record. Gene Ontology annotation, biological process: clathrin coat assembly; actin filament organization; endocytosis. The transcript is spliced from 31 exons.